This is a messenger RNA of Symbiodinium necroappetens, 305 nucleotides long. NCBI's taxonomy places the organism in Eukaryota, Dinophyceae, Suessiales, Symbiodiniaceae. The record is from the annotation of a GenBank genome assembly.
GCCUAGGUCUGGAUUUGGAGUUGCUGAAUGACCUCUGGUACUUUGAGCUGGAGGCGGGCUGGACUCUGAUUGAUUCGGGCUCUGGGCCGCCCGCUCGACAUGGGCACGCUUCUGCCGUAGAUGCCUGGGGCCGCUUCUGGAUCUUUGGAGGCUAUGGAGGCACAUCAAGUGUCACAUCAAGCGGCUAUUUGAGAGACCUCUGGUUUUUCGAUCCCGAGGCCGGAGAGGAAGUGGACCUUGGCGAGUUCAAGUUCCUCUGGGCCUUCUGCGCGUUACGAACACGCGUGCUUCCUGGACGCUGCUAG